AGGUCCGACGCGACACUCUCUCGCCUCCCGCGCCUCCGCCGAGCACCUCCUGCACGAGACACUUCGACGACAACUUCUCCCCGCAAUGGCUGACGCAGCGAAGAAGGCACCCAAGGCCAAGGCCCCCAAGAAGCCCGCGGCGCACCCCAAGUACUCCGUCAUGAUCGCCGCCGCCCUCGCUGCCCUGAAGGAGCGCAGCGGGUCCUCCCGCCAGGCCAUCCUGAAGUACAUCGUCGCCACCUACAAGGUUGACCCCAAGGCCGCCGCCACCCAGCUGAAGCUUGCCCUGAAGCGAGGCGUGACCACUGGUGCCCUCAAGCAGGUCAAGGGCGCCGGAGCGUCUGGUUCCUUCAGACUCAACAAGCCCGCCGCUGAAGCCAAACCCAAGGCUGUCAAGAAGCCCGCCGCCAAGAAGGCUGCUAAGAAGCCCGCCGCCAAAAAGGCCGCUAAGAAGCCUGCCGCCAAGAAGCCCGCAGCAAAGAAGGCCGCCAAGAAGCCAGCAGC
Penaeus monodon (black tiger shrimp) is the source of this 504-nucleotide messenger RNA. RefSeq names its product histone H1-delta-like. Gene Ontology annotation, molecular function: structural constituent of chromatin; nucleosomal DNA binding; double-stranded DNA binding. Gene Ontology annotation, cellular component: nucleosome; nucleus. Gene Ontology annotation, biological process: nucleosome assembly; chromosome condensation; negative regulation of DNA recombination. Lineage: Eukaryota; Metazoa; Arthropoda; Malacostraca; Decapoda; Penaeidae. The record is from RefSeq and is a predicted model, not a curated record.